Molecule: messenger RNA, 8183 nt
Organism: Ceratina calcarata
Lineage: Eukaryota; Metazoa; Arthropoda; Insecta; Hymenoptera; Apidae
Gene: wge
Product: BAH domain and coiled-coil containing protein winged eye
Exons: 22
Coding region: 1082-7945 (2287 amino acids)
Molecular function (GO): chromatin binding
Source: RefSeq, a predicted model, not a curated record
ACUUGCCAGCUCUUAGUCGCAGUUCAACCGAUCUCCGGCUAACAUGCUACCCGUCUCGCCUUGUAAUUCCACCGGUAGUAACAGAAUUUUCAUAUAAAAAAACGCGGCGAACCGUCCUGAAGAGAACAUUACGUGCAAAAAAAGAGUGAAAUCUUAUCGAGGGAAUAAAAAAAUAUAGUUGGAAAACAGUGGAACCGAGUGCAAGUGGACUGCAGUGCUUUGUUUAUUAGAGGAGUACUACAGACUUUCGGAAAUCGUUCGUACACACAUUUAUGUAGAUUUUUUUGGAAUAUUUCCUCGCGGUCGGUCGUUGUGUGUCGAGUCGAGAGUGACUAGAGCCGGCCGGCGGCGCGGCGCCCGCAUUAAAGGGAAUGGAACUGAACGCCUUCGAUCGAUUCCCGUGAAAUAUUUUCGAAAAUUCGUAGCCCGCGCGAUGUUUUCGAAAAAUGUUCGAGGACUGGUCGAGAUAAAUGUGAAAUGGGGCCAAAAGGACCGAAAAUGAUCGGACACCGAGCUAUUGGACACAGCACCAGCGAUUCGUUCGUGAAGCCGUUAUAAAAAUUCAUUUGUUGGAAUCAUUUUUGGAAAAAUUAUUGAAAAUGUAGCUCGGCUGUGAUCUCGCGAAAGGGCCGCACCUUGCCCAGCUGCCAAAUUCGAAUCCUGUUCUCUGGACAACUAAAACCACCAUUUCCUGACGAGUGAACUGGCGUGGAUUGGGGGUUGGGGUCCUUGAAUCCAGCAUCGGAACACUGUCUACUAAAUUGUAACAAGUGACAAUUGGGAUACUUCGAGUCUACGACAAAUUUUCUCCGUUCGGUACGUUGAAGUUCGACCGGAGUGCGAGUGCUGCCAGUUUGACAGUGAGCCUACCGACGGCACGGGAGCUAUGCUCACGCCUCGUUGCUCGAAUCUUCACAGGAUGAGACGAGUUUCGGACUGGAACGUGCUCAAAUAGUCGCCACAGUGGAGUUCUGCCUAAUUGAUCCCGAAGAAUCGUUCGCCAACGUCCAACGCGAAUCUUCCUAAUCUUAACUCCCUAAUCUACAUACUGUAACAUUCAGCCUCGGGAGGGGGAGGUUCGAUGUUGGUCCCUCCCGUGGCGCAGAGCGGGACUGGGGACCGUCCCGACACGGGUGCCCGGGCCCAGCAAACCUCGGGGACAGCCGCCGCGGCGGCCGCAGCAGCUACCCUCUGGCCCCUGGCACCCGCGCAGGCCAAUCAUGUGCCCGGGCAGCAGUCGCAGGGGAUGCCGCCGCUCGCAGCAACACCUGCCCCCGCCCACAGUCAAGGCGUGAGUCGUUACGGGCUGUACUCGCUGUUUCCCGGGAGCGGCGGGGGUAGUUACGUCGCGGCGACGCCUGCCACUCCUGGCCCCCACACUCCGGCCAGAGCUUAUCAUGCGACCACACACAAGGAGAGGACAGUUUCAGAGAGCGUGUUCUCUGCGGCGGUGGGGGUGGGCGUCGGUGGUUACACGUGGGGCGCACCGACGCCGCCGCCGGGUUCACCCUACAGCCCCGUGCCCGUCACCCAACUCGAACUGCUGGCCAAGAAUUUGGCCAGCUUGGCACCCCCGGGCCAGCAAGCCCUUAGCCUGCAAGGUGUCGGUGUGAAUGUCGGCAGUUUACACCACGCUCAGCACACCCAGCACACGCACACUUUAAACCUUACUGGCCUGCACCACCUCCAUCAUGCAGGAAGCUUGCACCAGAACACGUUUUCACCCCAGUUGUCUCUGGUCACUGGGAACGCACCCACGUUGACUAUAAACAGUUUCUCGUCACCGAACUCUACUGGGAGUGUGGUACCGACGACUGGAGUCCUACUCCAAGAGUAUCAGUCGCCGAAUAACAAUCCUGUCAAUGUCAGCGUCACUUCAUCCUCGUGUCCUACGAGUACCAGCACCAUGCUCGUCCAAGCGACGACUAGCAAUCAGAUGGUACAGGCCGGUGCUACUGUUAAUGCUACUAAGAAGAGGGAAGCUUUUCUCCCGACCCAGGGACAGCCGGUUAAAUUGGAGAACAAGAGGCAGAGCUGUGUGUGCAGGGGUAGUAAUGCGAAAACGAAGGCAGUACACUCGGACGCGGGGUGCAGCAGAACGUUGCCAGUGGCAUCGUCCUGGAGCGGCCAGGACAGCUGCAGUACCAGCAGUAGCAGCAAUAACAACAAUAACAGUAUAAACGGUAGCAGUAACAAUCUGAUAAAAAGGGAGCCACUGGCCUCGGUCCCAUGCCAAGUGGCCGAAGUCUCCACGUCCCUGCACGCGACCACCACUUCCGUGAAAAUCGAGCCGGUGCCGCCCAAAUCCGAGAACGGGAUCGUGAUGCCCAACGCAGGGACCGGCGGUGUCCCCGUUGGGAUCGCAGUUGCCAGGCAACGGUUGCAGCACCAGGAAACGUCUACGUCGAUGAGAAACGUCUCGUUGAGCCAUCACACGUCCCAUCAUGCCAGCUACCAUCACUUUCAGCCUGACACUUUAGGUUCGAGCACGGCCAUGACGGUGGGUGGCGCUACUCUGGUGCACUGUGGGCCCCCGGGAGGUUCAACGGGCCCAGGGGACGACCGUCCGGCCCACUUAGCCAUUCCCUCGGCCGCCCUGGCACCAUCUUUGAACGCGGCCCUCACCAAUUCCGUGAAUUCUUUGAAUCCGGCACUCGCCGGAAUCGGUGGCAAUUCCGCUGCUAAUGCUGCUACCGCGUGGCCUCCUACUCUCUGGCAGUAUCCGGCAGCUGCAGCCGCCGCAGCUGCAGCCGCAGCAAUGCCGAUGGAGCCAGUGGGUUUCCCGCAGAUGGGAGUGGGCCUGCAGUUGGUUAGGGACCCAACGACAGGCCACUUGCUGCUCAUCCACGCUGCAGAGCAAAUGCAACAGGCGGUGGUCUGGCCCAAUUACCCGACCCACAAUAAUAAUAAUGUGGCCGCACAGCCACCGUUAUUAUUGCCCCCACCGCCCCCGUCUUUACAACUAUUAAGCGACAUCGGGGGUGCUCGACUGGUUCUUACCGAAAGUAAAAGGAAACAGCAAAGUAGUUUGCCGAUUGUGAAAAUCGAGGCCGACUGUGGCACCAGUCCUGCCACCAUCAUCAGUGAGUGCAAUAAGCAUAGUAAUUCCUGCAAUUAUGAUUGUUAUUUUGAUAAAUUUUUAGCGUCGACCGAGUCGACGAAGGCGCUGCAAACGGUGACCUCGAUGACCGGGGCCCUGGUCCCGGAAACACCGCUGGUCACGACGUUGCACUAUUAUCCCCACGCGCCAGCCCUGGUACAGAUCAGCCAAGCUGAGCCUGCACAUUGCAGAUCCCAGGCCACAUCCCCAGUGUCCUAUUUAACACCCCCACCGGAAGUAACGACGCUCCACGCGAUCGAACAACCGGAACCGGGGCCAGCAAUAAACGUCCAAGAUGCAUCAAACCAAACGGAUGCCCCGGAACCGGAAGAGCACGAGUCCUCAGCUCCGGAGGCCUGCGUGAAACAGGAGCAGAGCCCCAGUCCCUGUCAACUGCAGAACUCUAAUCUAACGACCACAACGACCAACAUGACGAAUUUAACUAAUUUCGAGAUCGUCGCGUCUCCUGAGAAGGUCUGCAAUGUUGUUCGAAUCACUACUACCACUACUACAGUCAAUCCUGGAGUCUGUGGCAUCGUGGGCAAGGUCGACAAGGCUGAAAACACGAUUAUUAAUAUGGCUGACUGCCCUAAGUAUUCUAUUAAGGAGUGCAGAAGUGUUUCUAUCGACAGGACGAUUGAGCAUGUGGUUACCAGGCAGAUUGCCGACAGGGAGAACAAAAACGAGAUUGUAGAGGACGAGGACGAAGAGGUCCCUUGCAGAGAUUUAAGGAACGGUCCUAGGAUUAUCGAAAUCACAGAAGAGAAUUGCGACAGCUUCCACGAGAACCUGGAAUUCUUUGCCAGGAGACGAGAUACGAGGAAACGAAGUUAUCUCAACGAAGAGGACACAAAAGAGAAAGAGAAAGCUGACGUUCCUACAAUCAAUCCCUCAAAAGAACCAGCAAUAAUAGCUAAUGAUAAUUUUAACACCUGCAAGGCUGAAAUUGCAAUAAAAUCGUUUGACAUGCCUAAUAUCGAUUGCGAGGAGCCAGUGACGAUAAAACAAGAAGCUGAAGAGACUUUCGAGGAGAAUUCCUACAAAUUCGAGGGUGCUGAGAAGAGUAGGAAGCAUCCUGUAGAAAAAUCUCAUCACCAGGGCAUUGAGAACGUUGUUGAAAAAUUAAAAAACAAAGCAGCUCUACAGGAAACGAUGAAUCCUAACGUAGAGAAGAAUAGAGACAAGAAUGAGAGGAAGCUGGAGCCGAGGAAGUUAGAAAAUGGUUUGAAAAAACAUAUUCUAAGAUCCUGUGAGAAUCAAUUCAUCGAGAACGAGGUCUCCUCAUCCCAAAUUAAAAAUAAUGAAAAACUGGAUACGGUUUAUUAUUUAAAUAACAACAACAACAACAACAACAACAACAACAACAACAACAACAAUAAUAAAAUGGAAGACGCGUCUCAAAAUUCUCACAUAAAAAAAGAGAAAGCUUUAGACUUAAAAGCAAAAGUUCCAAAUGAGAAUCAAAAGUCCGCAGUAGAUAUCAGUGGAUUAGAAUUGUUAUCGAACAGCAUUGAACAGCUCGAGAGUUUCAAGCCGGAUUCGCAGGACUUAGAAAAAUCACCAAAUGCUCAGUCCUCACAAAACGAAAAUAAUAAUAAUAAUAAUAAUAAUAAUAAUAACGUAGACAGUCCUUUGGGUUUGCUCUGUGCCUUGGCCGAGCAACGGUUCAUGGAAGAAGUCGGUGACAAGCUGCCCAGAAAGUUAAAUCUCGACAACUCUGAAGAGAUCUCACACGCUGGGAGGCUGUUACUUAAUUUAGGGAAACGUGGCAAGGCUGCUGAGAAAAGGAAAUUAUCUUUACAAGAUUUGGACAGUUCGAAAAGAUUUAAAAAUGAAUUACAGUAUUAUGAGAGCGAUGAAAAAUGUACAAGGGAGUAUGAAGGUAAAAUGGAAUUAGGCCAGAGGAAGGAUUUUUUUGGUAGAAGCAAAAGCCUUAGUUACGAUUUCAGCGACUGUCUGAAAGGCGAAGAGAAUUUUCAUGAGAAACUGUCAGACUCUGAGCCGGAUAUUUACGAGAAGGAGCAUAGGGACUGUCAUGAUUAUAGGAACCUUCAGUCGAAGAUAGAAGCUAAGAAAUUCUUAGCUAGUAAAGGGAACGUGAAUGAGAAUGAUUGGCCCAACAUCGAUGCUAUGGAAUUGGACAUGAGGGUUCGCUUAGCUGAUAUACAGAGGCAGUAUAAAGAGAAGCAAAGGGAAUUAUCGAAGUUGACUCCUAGGAAGGAUGAGAAGAAGAGCCCUGGAAGGCCCAGGAAAAAGAGCCACUCCUCGAACUCUGACAGUCUUGGAUCUUUCGCUGAAAAUUUGUUGCAAUCUCCUCAGAAAUCGCCCAGUCAUCCGAGUCAGAGUAAUGUCGAGGGCCAGGACGAUUUGCCUUCUACGGUUCUCGCAAUGCCUAGAUGCAAUGUUAAUUUGGUGAAAUUAGGAGAGCAGAGGAGUCAUAUUAAAUUGUUGGAUAGCAUACCGAAUAUUCCUAUCAAUGUACCUACCGUGGAGUCUCCCAUUACGGUGUUACCCAGUAAAACUCAGGAAGACGACGAGAAGAGUUCUGGCACCCUGGGCUACGAGACUUCGUCGCCAGCACCAACUAUAGCCAGCUCGAGCUCUGCUUCGAAAAAACGGAAAGUGAGACGACCUAGGAAACUGAUGUGCACGUCUGGCAGCGCUCGACACCUGACAGAGACCAUAGUAGCUAAGAAGCCUAAGAGCAAAAGCUCUUUAGUCGGAUACCUACUGUCUUCUAAGAACAGACAUCUUCAGACGAAGUACGUGAAUAAAAGCAAUUAUAACCCGAUGCCAUUUAAAUCUGGUUUGUCACUGAAGGCGAAAAAGUCAAAAAAACAAAAACCACCAAAGCAAACUCCAUUACAUAACAAAAACGUGAUCAGUUCGAUAAUCGCCGAGAAGGCGAAACUGAGUCACGAAGUAAAGUUGGACAAACAGAGUAAAACGAAGCCGAAAUUGAAGGCUGAGACGAAACUGAAGAGAUGGGACGACGAUGAAAUUCUCCCUAGCAGUAUUUCCGAAAACGUCCUCAAUUUACCUGAGGAGAAUGUAGUGGAGGCUGUCUCAGAAGAGCCUGUGCAGGAGCUGCCAGUGGAGACGACGGAGACUCAAGAAAAAGACUUGGGCGAGUGGAAACACGAGAGGCCCAAGAAAAAGAAAAGAAAAUCAAGCUCCUCGUCUCCGUCCCGUCGAAAAUCGAGUGAGCCUCGAGAUAAAAAGGACUCGAAACGACGGAAGUCAGAUGAAUGUAAGGAAUGUGCCAAGGCUGCCCGUGCAGAAAAGGUCGAAGCUAUUAACAAGUGCAAAUUGACGUCGGCUCACUUGGCUAUCGAUCAGCUGAGAGUGUUGACAGCCAUGGGAGGGCUGUUCUACGCUGGUCGAUUAAGCGCUGUGCAAGCCCCGGACGUUUACGCCAUCACUCUGGACGGGGAGCGUGGAAACAGACCUCACAUUCAUUCCAGGGAAGAGAUUUUAAGGGAUGCUAUCGUUGAGGUUUGUCCGACGUCCACGAAAGAACUGCCGCCAGGUACGAGGCUCUGCGCGUACUGGAGCCAGCAGUACCGUUGCCUGUACCCGGGGACAUCGGUGGAACCGUCGGAACCUGACCCAGAACUCGAUGAGAAGUUCGUAAGCGUAGAAUUCGACGAUGGGGACAGCGGCAGAAUCGCUUUGGACGAUAUUAGGCUGCUACAACCUGAUUACCCAGUCGUCGAAUACGAUCCAAACCCUUUGCUAUCUCUCGGCAAACGACGAAGGCAGACCUCAGUGUCUACAGAGGACAAAAAAUCUGCGAAUCAACCAGCUAAUUCUGUGGUACUUUUAACUACGAGUACCUAUGUUCCACCGGCUGAGUCUCAGCCCGUGGAACGACACAAGUCUGAGGAGAUGGACCCGAAAGAGUUAGAGGAGUAUCGCGAGAGGAAGAGGAUGAAGAAGAGGAGGAGAGACAAGUUGAAGAGACUGCAAGAGGAGGGAAAGAAGAAGCAUAGGAGGCAUAAAUGCUGCGAGGAGCAUAGGAGGCAUAAGCACAGGAAACACAGAAAGCAUAAGCACAAGCACAGUCAUCAUAGCAGCCACAGCGAGGGCAGUCACAUCAGUAGUGGGGAAAGUUGCUGCGGUCAAAAAAGCGAAGAGGAACUCCCAACAGCGAAAGAGGACACUACGAACUUAGAAAUAGAGGAGGAAGAAGAGGAGGAAGAGGUCGCGGAACAGGAACCGGUUAAAGAAGAAUUACCUGAAGCCCCGAAGGUUCAGGAGAAACCCGAGAAACCGAAGAAAACUGAUAAGAAAUCAAAAAUGCGCGAGAGGCAGGAGUCGGUGGAGAGUAGGAGUAAGAUGGCAGCUUUCUUGCCAGCCAGGCAAUUGUGGGGCUGGGCUGGAAAGGGAUACAGGAGGCCGGGGGCCAAGGGUAGGGCCAAGAAACAAUUCUUCAGGGCCAUUCAAAGGGGGAACGAGACUAUACAAAUUGGGGACAGUGCUGUAUUCUUAUCGACUGGCAGGCCAGACAGACCAUACAUCGGCAGGAUCGAAUCCAUGUGGGAAACUUCGAGUUCUAAUAUGAUAGUUAAGGUGAAAUGGUUCUACCACCCUGAGGAGACCGUGGGUUGUCCCAAGAAUUUGAAAUAUCCCGGAGCCCUGUUUGAAUCGCCGCAUAUGGACGAGAACGAUGUACAAACGAUUUCUCACAAGUGCGAAGUCCUCCCCCUGGAGGAAUACACCGAAAAACUAGGGAAGGAGCCUCACAGAUACCUGACGAUAUACGAUAACAACGAUAUUUAUUAUCUGGCAGGGUACUACGACCCGACGACCUAUUUACUGACCAUGCAACCGGGGGUUGUUUGAGAUCAGCUUAAGCUGACGAUUAGGUUGGUUGGUGCACUUAAUUCUCGUCAGCGCUAACACGGCGACUCACUUAGCAAGAUUUUGAGAUCAUAAAAUGAAUGGAGAAGGUUCCGAAGGAAUGGGCUGAAUACAAUCAAAAGAGGAACUAUGAUUGUUUUCGAACAUUUUAUAUAAGAAGGGUUGAGAACGAGGAUCGUGGAAUCAAAGAAAGUUCUUCAAUAAAUUGAGUUUUCCCGAA